UUCCUGCACCAUCAGAGAAGUGAACAUCAGAACAUCAACACAAGAGUGGCUUCACUGGGCACAGAUUUCCUCUGUGAGGACUUCAGACUCAUUGUUGAGACUUUUGGGGAAAAGUCUUCGUGAACUGAAGAGGGCAGAGUUGCCACUGCCGGCUAUGAAGACCAGCAUCCUGCUUUUGUUCCUUUGGGGGUUGUCCUGUGCUCUCCCAGUAGCCAGGUAUCAUAAUACUGAAUCUGAGAGCUCUGAAGAAUGGACGGGUCAUUUGGCUCAGACACCAACACCACCCUUGGAGAGCAGUGAGUCAUCUGAAGAAAGUAAAGUUAGCUCAGAGGAACAGGCCAAUGAAGACCCUAGUGACAGUGUUGAAUCAGAGGAGGGCCUUGAUGAUCAUCAACAUGUGCAUAGACCAGCUGGUGGCCUCUCUAGGAAUGGAGGAAAAGAAGGAGAUGAUAAAGAUGAUGAUGAAGAUGACAGUGGAGAUGACACUUUUGGUGAUGAUGACAAUGGGCCAGGACCUGAAGAGACACAAAAAGGAAACUCCAGACUCAAAAGUAAUGAAGACUCGGCUGACAUCACACAAUCCAGGGAAGACAGUGCACCGCGAGGGGAAGACAGUGCCCAAGAUACUACCAGUGACAGCAGGGACCUUGACAAUGAGAAUGAGGUGAAGAGCAGGUCUGAGGGAGGUGGCUUUGCUCAAGAUAGUGAGAGUGAGGAACACUGGGUUGGAGGUGGCAGUGAAGGGGAUAGUAGCCAUGGGGAUGGCUCUGAGUUUGAUGAUGAGGAAAUGCAGAAUGAUGAUCCAGACACUAUCAGGAGUGAGAAAGGCAACCUCAGAAUGAGCAGUGCUAGUGUCGAAUCAAAAGGAAAGAGCGAUGAGCAAGCAAGCACUCAGGAUUCAGUUGACAGCCAAUCAAUGGAGUAUCCGAGGAGGAAAAUUUUUAGAAAGUCCCGCAUUUCUGAGGAGGAUGACAUAGGUGACCUUGAUGAUAGCAACAUAAUGGAAGAUGUCAAGAGUGACUCCACAGAAAACACCAAUUCCAAAGAUGCUGGCCUCAGCCAAUCCAGGGAAAACAGCAAAAGUGAAUCUCUAGAAGACAGUGAGGAGAAUCAGUCUCAAGAAGACAGUCAAAAUGUACAAGACCCCAGCAGUGAAUCUAGUCAAGAGGUUGAUCUGCCAUCUCAAGAAAAUAGUAGUGAAUCUCAGGAAGAUGUAGUGAGUGAGUCCAGGGGUGACAACCCAGAUAAUACCACCAGUUACUCAGAAGAUCAGGAAGAUAGUGACUCCAGUGAAGAGAACAGCUUGAACAAACCCUCUAGUUCAGAAAGUGAAUCAAGAGAGGAGCAAGCUGAAAGUGAAUCCAAUGAAAGCCUCAAUGACAGUGAAUCCAAGGAAAGCCCAGAGUCCACUGAGGACGAGAAUAGUUCUAGCCAGGAAGGCCUCCAGUCUCACAGUGCCUCAGCAGAGAGCGAGAGUAAAGAAAGCCGGUCUGAGCAGGACAGCCAGUCUGAAGAAGAUUAUGUCAGUGAUUCUCAGGACAGCAGCAAAUCAAAAGAAGACAGCAACUCUACUGAGAGCAAAUCAAGCAGUGAGGAAGAUGGUCAGUCAAAAAACACUGAGAUAGAAAGCAGAAAAUUAACAGUUGAUGCUUAUCACAACAAACCCAUUGGGGAUCAAGAUGACAAUGACUGCCAAGAUGGCUAUUAGCAUCAGCAUCAGCAUCACUAGCUUUCCUAAGAAGUGGCUCUCACAUACAGGAGUCUUGGGUGUUGGGGAAUAGGGAAAUCAUUAUAACUAUAAUUUAUUGAUGUUUUUAUCAGAAGGACAACCAGAGGCCAUUUCUUUCUGAAAGGAAAUGCUGGAUAUUAUAUUUGUUUCUAGAGUGUCACCAAUUUAUAGGGGUUUAAAUACUGUCAAAUGAUACCAGAACACACUCAAUGAGACUGGAAGCAAGGAAAGAUGUACAGCUUCACAACUGAAAUAGUUACUAACUCAUUAACAUAACAGUUAUUGAGGUUCUAUUAUGUACCAGGUACUGUGCUAGGUGCUGGGAUAUAAUGAAGCUUAAGGCUUGUUUCUUGCUCCUGAGGAGCUUAUAGAGGGAUAAAUAAAGUUCAAAAGCUAAAGAGGGAUACAUAUGAGGGAAACAAGAAUUAUAACAAUGCAAUGUGGUGAGUGCUGUAAGAGGUAUGAUCAAAAUACAUGGCAGCACAGAACAUGGGACUAACUGUGCCUUGGAUAAUCAGGGAGGGCUUCAAAAUAGGACACUAGAGUUGGAGCACUGCAUAAGAUUUCUCCAUUGAAGACAAGAGAAUUCUGUUUAUCCUUGGGAUAAGCAACAGUGAAUCCUAUAUGAUGAAAUAUUUAGUUUGUGAAAACACUUUCAAAUUACAGCACAGGAGGUAUUUUGGAUAAACAAAACUUUGUUUUGAUGCUUUUUGCGGAAUUCCCAUGAACACUGCCUCACUUACAACUGGUGAUAUGAUAUGGAAGGCUGGGUGGGAAAUAGUAGAAAGAGAUCCCUCUUUGAAUAGAUAGAAAACUUUUAGCUUUAUUUUUUUCCUAAAGUCAGUCUAUGUGCAAUGCUGGAAAACUAUUCUCUGAGUCUUUUACAUAUGUUGCACAUAGCGAAAUUGUGUACAUAGAAUUCAAUUGAUUUUUGCCAAAUAUCUUUUGAAAUGUUACCUCAACAUAAAAUAUGUUUUGUAAUAAAGACAAUAAUAUCUAGAAGAAAUGUGUGCUUAUUUUUAUAGUGAUAUUAAUUAUUAGGAAACAUCUGUA
Molecule: messenger RNA, 2782 nt
Organism: Neofelis nebulosa (Clouded leopard)
Lineage: Eukaryota; Metazoa; Chordata; Mammalia; Carnivora; Felidae
Gene: DMP1
Product: dentin matrix acidic phosphoprotein 1
Exons: 6
Coding region: 155-1708 (517 amino acids)
Biological process (GO): ossification; extracellular matrix organization
Cellular component (GO): extracellular matrix
Molecular function (GO): extracellular matrix binding
Source: RefSeq, a predicted model, not a curated record